Molecule: messenger RNA, 366 nt
Organism: Ostreococcus lucimarinus CCE9901
Lineage: Eukaryota; Viridiplantae; Chlorophyta; Mamiellophyceae; Mamiellales; Bathycoccaceae
Gene: RPL23a
Product: Ribosomal protein L23a, component of cytosolic 80S ribosome and 60S large subunit
Exons: 2
Coding region: 1-366 (121 amino acids)
Biological process (GO): translation; ribosomal large subunit assembly
Cellular component (GO): ribosome; cytosolic large ribosomal subunit
Molecular function (GO): structural constituent of ribosome
Source: RefSeq, a predicted model, not a curated record
AUGAGACUGACGGUGCGCGACGUUCCGACCGUGAAUAGGCCGCGCACUUUGAAGCAUGAGCGUAAGCCGGCGUACCCGCGCGUUUCCGUGCCGUCCAAGUGCAAGCUCGACCGCUGGCAGAUCUUGAAGCACCCGCUCGCGAACGAAAACGCGUUGGCGAAGAUUGAGUCCAACAACACGCUCGUCUUCGUCGUCGACGCUCGCGCGAACAAGAGGCAAAUCAAGGAAGCGAUCAAGCGCAUGUACGACAUCGAGUGCUUGAAGGUGAACACGCUCAUCCGCCCGAACGGCGACAAGAAGGCGUACUGCCGCCUUACGGAUGACUACGACGCCGUCGACGUCGCCAACAGGAUCGGCGUCAUCUAG